AGCUAUCAGAGAUUAGCAGAAUUUUAUUUAGUUGAAAACCCACGAGCAUUUUAUGUACUUUUGACCUGAUUGUUGCAAUCUAAACUUGGUAUUUGGUGAUACAAAUAAUUUUGAAAUAUUGCAAAGGAUAUACACAUAUGAAGACUCCACGGGAAGAAACGGCAGGGUCACAUUUUGAAAAUUUUGACAUUUUACACUUUUUAACUUUAUAAACAAUAUUAUUUUUUUUAUUACUUUGUUUUUCAAAAUAAUCACAGGUGAUUUGGUUAAUGUAAAUUAAAUAAUAAAAAUGGCGAGACUUGAAAUACCAAUAGAAAUGCUAAAGAAAUCCAAGAAAAGAAAAAGUAAGGAAAGAUUGCGUGAAAUUAUAAAGAAACGAAGAUUAUCAUCGCAUAAAACAGGGCUUGGAUGUAACUGUAUAAGGCUGAAAUGUUUUGAUAAUGUCAAAGAAGAAGAUAGAAAAGUGUUAGCAAGAUAUUUUAACUCUCUAUCCAGCAAGGAUGCUCAAGAUUCGUAUUUUGCAAGUUUAAUAACUUUAAAUAACGUUUCAAGAAGAAGACCACGAAACAUUAAUUCAAAAGGUUAUAAUAGCAGUUACACAUAUAAACUUUUUAUUACAAAUCACGAGAUAUUUGCGAGUUCGUUUGUUUAUGUUUGCUUUUCUGCGUUUAUUUCAAUCUUUGGCAUAAAGAAGGGAAGAUUGGAGACCAUUAAAAGAAGCCUUUUAACUACAGGUCACUCCCCAUGAUAAAAGAGGUAAACACAAGAAUCAGUAUAACAAUUUUACUCCUCAACUAAAAAAUAAAAUAUGUGAUCACAUUUCUUCUUUCAGAGGUAGAGAGUCCCACUACUCUCAAAAAAAACUAGGCGACUAUAUCUUCCUUAAGAAUUAAAUAUAACCAAGAUGUAUGACUUGUUUAAAAUCAAGUAUGCAAAUGAUAAAUUGUCAUAUGAAUCUUAUCGCAACAUAUUUAACACUAGUUUUAA
Hydra vulgaris (swiftwater hydra) is the source of this 987-nucleotide messenger RNA. The record is from RefSeq and is a predicted model, not a curated record. Lineage: Eukaryota; Metazoa; Cnidaria; Hydrozoa; Anthoathecata; Hydridae.